CCCCAUUCCAAUACUUGGCUCUAAAAAGAAGGUUGUUUCAUCCCUUGCGUUCAAUCAUUCGGCUAUUUGAAGCCAUGGCUUCCUCCACAUAAUACUGGGACCUGUCCGUCUCUUUCCCUUGUAACAAUCUAGUAUUCGUCACAAUGGCUGUGUCAACUUCUGGUCAAGCAUACAAGUUAUGGUUCCUGGCGACAGGUAUUGUUUUUCUGUUUUUUCUUCUUUUUGCCUUUUACACCGAUUCUAUAAAGUCGCCUUUGGAGUACGCCCAUUCCAAGGCAGCGGAGUUUUGUAGCGAGUCCGCGGCGUCACAAACUACAACCGAGCCCGAUCCCACAGAGGGAAAGUUCGGCAACUGCCAAGACCCCUAUCGACGCCCAGGCUUUCUCGUCGUCCCAGCAGAGGAAGAAAGAUACCGAGAGACCCAAUGGAUGCCAUUUACUAGCAAGUUUCUCAACUCUGAGGAUCCAGAAACUGCAGCGUAUCCUCCCCACCCAGGCGAGCUCAUCUUCAACGAUACAGACGUCCCACGAACAUUUCUUAAAGGAUCGGACAUACCCAUACAAUGGAUGAAGAUAGCAACAAGAGAGAACCGGCGUCGGCAGGAAGCGAUGAAGCAUAUCAAGAACGCAACCGCAGAAGACUAUGUCAGGAUGAGAAACGAUGGUGACCUCGGAUGGCUCUGGGGUCGCCGAGUUGUGUCAUUCGGCGACUCUGUUGACAGGCGAGCAGCCAGGUAUGCCUGUCAUGAGUUCGGCAGCGACAUGGUCUUCCCCAAACUUCACCCGAUAGAGCAGUGGCCCAUGGGUAUCUGCGAGAUCCCGGCGCUCAACCUGACCUUCACUGCCUUUCAUUCCGCAGGUGGCUUUACCUACAGGCCCGACUGGUUCUGGUACAAGCAGAUGCGAAUCAUCCCCUUUGAGCGACGCUGGGAAGAGCUCUGGCAACCACAUCAACGAGAUAUCCAGGGACCCAAUGGCAGACCUGACCUGAUUCUGUGGCAGAACGGCCUCUGGGAUCAACGAGGAUUCCAAGUCGGCGGGCAAAAGCUCCACGAAGGACAGAACGUCACCCUGAAUGGAAGACACAGAAAGCUAGUCUGGGACGAACUGCACUUCUUCCUGGCUCGCACGAAGAAGUAUGCCGAGAUGAUCAUCAGAGAGUUUCCGGACACGCCCAUGAUGUUCAGAAGUUUAACGUAUCACCAAAAGACUGGAUCAGGAGAUAUCAUGGUAAUUGAGAUGGAUCGCCUUGGACGGGCUUUGGCAGAGCAGUAUGGACAUGAGGUGUUUGAAUGGGGUCGUAUUAUUAGUCUAAUGGGGCAUUGGUAUGAGGAUGGUACACAUCCUGGUGAGGGGGCUUUGAGUUGGUUAUGGGGAAAUAUGAUUCUUGAGUAUCUUGCAAGAUCAGCGGGAUCGGGGCUUGGGGGCGAUCAUAGAUUUCCGUAUUUCGAGGGAUGGGAUAGGUGCCACGAUGAACUCGUUGGGUGGGGAGGGCGAUAGAAGAGGUUAGUCAUUUAAUUAAGCAGCGACUUCUUCUCCACCUAAGCUAAGCAGGUGACCCGUGUUAUUAGCUAGGUAAUUAUACUGAGG
Molecule: messenger RNA, 1589 nt
Organism: Fusarium redolens
Lineage: Eukaryota; Fungi; Ascomycota; Sordariomycetes; Hypocreales; Nectriaceae
Exons: 2
Coding region: 144-1499 (451 amino acids)
Source: RefSeq, a predicted model, not a curated record